Hibiscus syriacus is the source of this 3674-nucleotide messenger RNA. Its product is annotated as ethylene-overproduction protein 1-like. Gene Ontology annotation, biological process: negative regulation of ethylene-activated signaling pathway. The record is from RefSeq and is a predicted model, not a curated record. NCBI's taxonomy places the organism in Eukaryota, Viridiplantae, Streptophyta, Magnoliopsida, Malvales, Malvaceae. The transcript is spliced from 4 exons. Gene Ontology annotation, molecular function: protein binding. The coding region runs from base 491 to 3319 and encodes 942 amino acids.
CACUGAACGAACAACAGCUCAGCUCCCAUCGAAUUUGGAGAAACAGAGAAAACCCCCCAAAAAAGAGAGGAAUGAAUGAUCAAAUAUAGCCGAUUGAUAGACAAAAAAAAAAAAAAAAACAGGUAGAGAAAGAGAGCGUGGCCGUUUCAACAGUCACCUCUGCUUCUCAAACAACUUCCGGUUGGCCGCUCUCUGAUUACUUCCUCCCUCAAUUCUGAUUGUUUCUCCAGAAAAAGUAAAAGAAGAAAAAAGGAACAGAGCAGAAAUCCCAGAACCCCCCCCCCAAACAUUUCUUUGUUAAUACCCAAUUGAAUUUAAGCCUGCUUUACCAUUAUGUUGCCAGCUUCUGUAUUCUAAGCUGUGGUGUUCUGCAGGUAAAUUUGUUUUAUCGUUCAUUUUUAGUUUUUUUAACGCCCAUUUCUAGAUCAUCAGUUUUUGUCUUUGGGUGGUCUGAAACCUUGUUGAAUUCUUCCCUUUGAUCUUGACAAAGAUGCAUCGUAAAAAAUUUUCCACAAUGCGUAGUUUAAGGGUUAUAGAUAAAUGUAAAGGCACGCAAGUUUAUGCUCUUAACAACACCGGUGGUGGUGGUGAGGAUGCCGGUGAAAAACUCUUCCACCAGCUUCAGGACCAUCUUAGGGUUAAUACGGUUCGACCUAAAUCUAUUAACAAUGGCCAACCUUCUAACGUGAACCUUGGUUUUGUAAAUGAGACCCUGCUUCCUUAUGGCCUCCCUGUCUCCGAUCUCCUCGAGCCCCCCAUCGAACCAUGCCUAAAGUUCGUCGAUUUUAUAGGAACUCUAGCUGAUGUGUACCGCAGGAUAGAGAGGUGUCCUCAAUUUGAGAAAUCUGGAAUGUAUCUCGAGCAAUGUGCAAUUUUUAAGGGCUUAUCAGAUCCGAAGCUUUUACGGAGGACUCUUCGAGCUGCCAGGCAACAUGGCGUUGAUGUGCAUUCGAAGAUUGUUUUAGCAGCGUGGUUGAGGUAUGAGAGGAGGGAGGAUGAGCUUGUUGGUACAAAUUCAAUGAAUUGUUGUGGAAGAAACAUUGAGUGCCCUAAGGCCACCUUGAUAGCUGGUUAUAACCCGGAGUUUAUUUAUGAUCCUUGUAAUUGUUCUAAGACUCCUCGAAGCAAAAUUGAGGAUGACUUUUCUAUCGAGGAUGGAGAGUGUUCAACUUCUGAUGAUUAUGGGGAUAUGUCAUUUUUCAUUGGAGAUGAUGAGAUUAGGUGUAUACGGUCCAAUAUUGCAUCGUUAUCAAUACCUUUUAGGACAUUGUUGUAUGGUGGUUUCAGGGAGUCUAAAAGAGAGGAGAUAAAUUUUACCCAUAACAAUAUUUCAGUAGAGUGUAUGAAAGCUGCUGAAUUAUAUAGCAGAACCAAAAGAUUAGAUUCUUUUGAUCCACGGAUUGUUUUGGAGCUUCUUUCUUUCUCAAAUAGGUUUUGUUGUGACAAUUUGAAGUCUGCUUGUGAUUCUUAUUUAGCAUCUUUGGUAAAUGAUAUGGAGGAUGCACUGUCUUUAAUUGAUUAUGGAUUGGAGGAAAAAGCGCAUCUUCUUGUGGCAGCUUGCUUGCAGGUCUUUUUAAGGGAGCUCCCAAAUUCAAUGCAUAGUCCUAAUGUGAUGAAAUAUUUUUGUGGUCCGGAUGCAAAGGAAAGAUUGGCUUUAGUUGGGCAUGCUUCCUUUUUGUUAUAUUUCUUCUUGAGCCAAAUUGCGAUGGAGGAAGAUAUGAAAGCUAACACUACUGUGAUGCUUCUAGAAAGGUUGGCAGAGUGCGCAACGGAAAGUUGGCAGAAACAACUUGCGUAUCACCAGUUAGGUGUUGUGAUGUUUGAGAGAAAAGAGUACAAAGAUGCUAAAAAUUGGUUUGAGACAGCAUGCGAGUCUGGUCAUAUAUAUUCAAAAGUGGGCGUAGCAAGAGCCAAGUUCAAGCGGGGCCACAGGUAUUCAGCUUACAAGAUUAUUAACUCACUCUUCUCAGAAUAUAAGCCAGUUGGGUGGAUGCAUCUAGAACGUUCUCUGUAUUGUGAUGGGAAGGAGAAGAUGUUGGAUCUAGAGAUGUCUACAGAACUGGAUCCAACACUUUCUUUUCCAUACAAAUAUCGAGCUGUUUCACUGUUGGAGAACAACAAGAUUGGAGCAGCCAUCUCAGAGAUUAGUAAAAUAAUCAGUUUCAAGGUAUCCCCCGAUUGCCUUGAGUUACGUGCCUGGAUUUCGAUUUCCAUGGAGGACUAUGAAAGAGCUUUUAGAGAUGUUCGGGCACUUUUGACUCUGGAACCUAAUUACAUGGUGUUUUAUGGGAAAAUGCAUGGUGACCACAUGGUGGAGCUCCUACGUCCUUAUGUUCAACAGUGGAGUCAGGCUGAUUGCUGGAUGCAAUUAUAUGACCGCUGGUCUUCUGUCGAUGAUCUUGGUUCCCUAGCUGUUGUACACCAUAUGUUGGCAAAUGACCCUGGAAAAAGCCUUCUAUGGUUCAGGCAAUCUCUCCUCCUUUUAAGGUUAAAUUGUCAAAAGGCUGCAAUGCGUAGUCUACGGUUGGCUAGAAACCAUUCAACCUCAGAACAUGAAAGGCUUGUCUAUGAAGGAUGGAUAUUGUACGACACAGGCCACUGUGAAGAAGCGCUAGCUAAAGCAGAGGAGUCAAUCUCCAUCCAGAGAUCAUUUGAAGCUUUCUUCCUCAAAGCAUAUGCUUUAGCAGAUACUAAUCUUGAUCAGGAGUCCUCAGCGUAUGUUAUCCAACUUCUUCUGGACGCUCUUAGAUGCCCUUCAGAUGGACUUCGGAAAGGACAAGCACUGAAUAAUUUAGGUAGUGUGUAUGUGGACUGUGAAAAGCUAGAUCUUGCUGCUGACUGUUACAUGAAUGCACUGAACAUUAAGCAUACACGGGCACAUCAGGGUCUAGCUCGUGUAUUUCAUCUCAAAAAUCAGCGUAAAGCUGCAUAUGAUGAGAUGACUAAGCUGAUAGAGAAGGCACGCAACAAUGCUUCAGCUUAUGAGAAGCGUUCAGAAUAUUCUGACCGGGACAUGGCAAAGAGUGAUCUUGCUAUGGCUACACAAUUAGAUCCCUUGAGGACAUAUCCAUACAGAUACAGAGCAGCAGUUCUAAUGGAUGAUCACAAAGAAAAUGAAGCAAUUGUAGAGCUCACAAAACCACUAGCUUUCAAGCCGGACCUGCAGCUGCUACAUCUUCGAGCUGCUUUCCAUGACUCAAUGGGUGAUUAUAUGUCCGCUGUUAGAGACUGUGAAGCAGCCCUAUGUCUUGAUCCCAACCAUGCCGAUACUCUCGACCUAUAUAAUAAAGUUUGUGAGCAUGUUAAAGAGAAAAAGUGAGAAAGUCAGAAUCCCCGUAGUCAUCUUCUCUCUCCAUAAACCCCUCUGGGCAACCUGAUUUUCGCCACCCUUUUUCUUUCGAGUAUUUUUUGUUUAAUUACUAGGAAGGGGCACCGUAAUUGCUGGAUAGGUCCCUGGGAAAUUCAGAAGCACUGCCAUGAAGAUAUGGAACCUCGAAGGAGAGAAAGGAUAGUGUUUGGUGUGAUAGAAAAUGAGAAAAUUAAUGGACAAGAUAACUUGUAAAUAUUUUUCUGUAUUAAGGAUUGGACUAAUAUAUAUGUAAAACGUCCAGGCAUAUUGAUGCUGCUACUGCGUGCUGCCCUUUGUAUUACUCUUCAAGGGGCCUUUGCAAAUG